GAGCGGGAAAGCUUAUAUAUAUAUAAUUCGUUGGGUACAUCCGUUGCAACCCUAAAGGUGCGAAGACAUAAAGAAAACGAGGUUGAAAUCUAUGAAGGCCCAGGCAACAAGCAGCUGUUUUACGGCAGAAAUUAGCAUUCGACCUCAGCGGCUUGCACCGUUUUCUGCAAUUGUGAUUAGGCGUGUACCAAGCAGCUGGCUUUGAGUAGCUCAUAUGAGAAUUCGGAUAGCUCAUCUUGUACUCACCGCUUUCGCAGGAAGCCUCGGAGGCCCGCGUGUUGUUGAGGAAGGCGACAGGACCACUGCUGCGGGAAGGAAAUUGUUGGAUCAAUAUCAUAGACUAAUGGGCAUUCGGUCCGUGAUAACAAAGGUCUACUUCCCCCACGAGUUGACUCGAGCAACAACAUCUCAGCUUCGACUCGAUUCUCGGCGGAGCGGAAAUACCACGCUCGGUGGGCCUCGUUGUCUGAGUAGUACGAUGAUGGCCUAAAGACUUCCAUUCCUGUAGGUGUUCUCUUUGGCCACGCAGGUGGCAGAUAUGAGAAACGACGAUCCCGGUGGAUUCAGAUGCAUUUGAGGAAAUGAAGCACCCCUCGUGUGGUACGGAAACAGAAGAAUGAACCUUGCUUGAGCAUGCAUGCUUGAGCUUGAGUCUCCUAUACUUAGUUUAAUAAUUAGUCAGUUCUGCAAAUGACGCAGCCGCCGGUAAGCUCGAGGCGGCAGCAGCACAGGAAAUUCAUUUCUGAAAUAUUGCAGAUGGCAACAAGAUC
Suillus clintonianus is the source of this 770-nucleotide messenger RNA. RefSeq lists its product as uncharacterized. The transcript has a single exon. NCBI's taxonomy places the organism in Eukaryota, Fungi, Basidiomycota, Agaricomycetes, Boletales, Suillaceae. The coding region runs from base 215 to 490 and encodes 91 amino acids. The record is from RefSeq and is a predicted model, not a curated record.